AUGGCGUAUGUCGCGCCAGUCCACAAGCCGACCAGCAUCAGGCACGCCCUGCGCAUCCGGUUCCUGUCGCCAGAUAUCGAGGAUUUGGUCGUUGCGAAAGCAAACCGACUGGAGAUAUGGCGAGUCACCGAGGAGGGCAUGACGUGCCUCCACACAAAAGUUAUCCAUGGCACCAUAGACAUGCUCCAGCGGCUGCAGCCCAAGGAUUCCGCCACAGACCUUCUGUUUAUUGGCACGGAUAGGCUACAAUACUUCAAUAUAGCUUGGAACCCCGAAACGAAUCAGCUAGAUGCCGUCGAGCAGACGAUACACGAUUCAGCAGAACCAUAUAUGCGGCAAUCGCAGAGCCAGAACAGAUGCCUCGUGGAUCCCACUGGCAAGUUCAUGGCCAUGCACCUUUGGGAGGGAGUGCUGAACGUCUUUCGCCUGCGGAUACGCAAGGGGUCGACCACGAAGCUUGAAGUGCUGGACCAGGUCCGGUUGACUGAGUUAUGGAUGAAGUCGAGCGUAUUCCUACACAGUCGGACCGGCCAUCCGAGAAUCGCGUUUCUCUACAAGAACCAGCUUGACCGCGAAGAAGCUCGGGUUGCUAUUUAUCGACUGACGGAUGACGAUAAGGGCGCCGCUUCGUCCAAGUUUGACCCAAAGCACAGAGAACUGGACGAGGUCAUUCGUGAUCCUUAUGCGUCCAUGCUCAUACCCGUUCCAGUUGUUGAGGAGAAGCGAUACCAUGUACGCAAUAACGAGGGAGCCAGGGCACAUCUGGGCGGCCUUCUUGUGGUCGGAGAGACGCUUCUUACAUAUUUUGAUAGCCUCACAUAUUCGAGCGUGGAAUCCGAACUUGAGGACCCCAAGAUAUAUGUUGCUUGGGCCGAGUAUGACGGGACGCAUUACUUCUUGGCUGACGACUACGGCCGUCUUGAUCUACUUGAGAUCAAAACUACUAAUGAAUCAACCGGUGUGGUGGUCACUGGCAUGGAAGUCCAUCCGAUAUCCUUUCCAGAUUCGAGCCGAUAUACAUCGAGAGCGUCUAGCUUGGUUUAUAUGGGAAACAAUCUCCUGUUUAUUGGUUCACACCAUGGCGACUCUCAGCUUUUACAUAUCGAUGUUGAAACCCAGCAGAUGGCUCUUGUCAAAGUUUUAUCCAACAACGCACCCAUCAUGGACUUUACCAUUAUGGAUCUGGGAAACAGAGAGGGGGACGCACAGUCUGGCAACAACUUUUCAUCAGGGCAGGCGAGAAUUGUGGCCGGCUGUGGUGCUUACCAGGACGGAAGCCUACGGAGUAUUCGUAGCGGUGUUGGCCUUGAAGACCGUGGUCUCUUGGAUGAAAUCCAGGGCACUAGGGGGCUAUUCACCUUGCGAUCAGUGGACUCGGAAAAGGCCGAUACCGUUGUCAUAUCCACGCUAACUGGAACUCGAGUUCUCCGAUUUGAGCCCGAUAACAUUGAGGAGCUUUAUUCCUUUCAGGGAAUGGAUCUCGAAUCGGAGACGCUCUUGGCUGCAAACCUGCCAAAUGGUCAGCUGCUGCAAAUAACACCUCGAGUUGUCAAUCUCUUGGAUCCUGACAGCGGGGCUUCUUUGGGCUCAUGGCAGUCACCCGAAGGCAAAGUGAUCACGGCGGCGUCUGCCAAUACCAAGUGGGCUUUGCUGUCUAUAGAUGGAUCGAUAUUGGUUUCCCUAAACCUUCUUGACGGCUUAAAGGCGGUUAUCCAAAACGCUUCACAAGAUUCAGUAUCCGGACAACCCGAUCAAAUAUCAUGCUUACAUGCGGCGCGCGAGCCUCAAGACUUUGGUGUGGUUGGCUGGUGGACUUCGGGAACGAUUUCAGUCGUAGAUUUGGCGACUUUGACACCACUCCACGGUGAGCCGCUGAGGCAGACAGACGACAGUUCUUCAGUCCCACGAGACGUAGCGCUCGUCCAGCUACACCCCCCUGACGUCUCGGGCCCAACCUUGUUGGUGGCAUUGGAAGAUGGAAACGUCAUUAGCUUCAAUGUCUCAGUUAAAGGCUUCUCGGUAUCUGGCAGGAAGACCGUCACACUGGGAAGCGGUCCGGCACGACUACACGUUCUACCCCGAGCGGACGGAAUCUGCAACGUGUUUGCGACUACUGAGCAUGCCAGCUUAAUCUACAGCUCAGAAGGGCGUGUUGUCUACUCAGCAACGACAGCUGAUGAUGCGACAUUCGUGGCUCCGUUCGACUCGGAAGCAUUCCCAGACUCUAUCGUAUUGUCAACGGAAGAUCAUAUCAGGAUCUGCCAAGUUGAUAACGAAAGGCUUACCCACGUCAAAGCACUUCCCAUGAGCGAGACCGUUCGUCGUGUAGCUUAUUCACCGGGCUUGAAGGCCUUUGGACUGGGUUGUAUACGAAAGGAGCUCGCUGACAACGAGGAGGUCAUUACGAGCACCAUCAAGCUAGUCGACGAGAUCAUCUUCCAGGAGCUAGGAAAACCAUUUGAGCUCAAUGCCUCCGCGUCACUGGAGCUGGUCGAGUGCAUAAUUCGGGCCGAAUUACCAGACAGUAACGGCGUCUUGGCCGAGAGAUUCUUGGUCGGCACGAGUUUUGUCGCAGACCCUGGCACAGAGGAAGCAGGAGAGACGAGAGGUAGAAUACUGGUCCUUGGUGUCGACGAGUCGCGGCAAUUGUACCAAAUCGCCUCCCAUAACUUGAAAGGAGUAUGCCGUUGCUUAGGCAUCAUGGAUGACUACAUUGUCGCCGGACUGACUAAGACGGUGGUUGUUUAUUCUUUCACCCAAGAGACGUCGACGGCUGCUAGUUUAAAGAAACUGGCGUCGUUCCGCCCGGCGUCAUUCCCAGUCGAUCUGGACAUCUCUGGUAACAUUAUCGGUAUUGGUGAUCUCAUGCAAUCCCUUACUCUUGUCGAAUUCACACCGGGUCAAGAUGGUAAGAAGGCAACGCUGGAAGAGAAGGCAAGGCACUAUCAACAAGCUUGGACUACGUCGGUCAGCGCACUGGACGAUUCUAGGUGGCUAGAAGCGGAUGCUCAGGGCAAUAUCAUUGUGCUCAGGCAAAAUCAAGAAGCACCUACAGAGCAAGAUCGCAGCCAGCUGGAGAUUAUAAGCGAACUCAACAUUGGGGAGCAGAUCAACCGGAUUCGAAAGAUUCAGGUUGCGCCUGCUGAAAAUGCCAUUGUGGUACCAAAAGCAUUUUUGGGCUCGAUUGAGGGAACUCUUUACCUCUACGGCGACAUUGCCCCCAAGUACCAGGAUCUGCUAAUGCAGUUCCAAUCAAGGCUACAAGAGUAUAUCCAUACGCCCGGAAAUCUGUCGUUUGACACUUGGCGGGCGUUUAGAAAUCAGGCUAGGGAGGGUGAAGCCCCUUUUCGAUUCGUGGACGGUGAGAUGAUUGAGAGGUUCUUGGACUUGGACGAGAAUCAGCAGGGGCUGAUGUGCGAAGGACUGGGACCAAGCGUCGAAGACAUGCGGAACCUGAUAGAGGAGCUCAGAAGGAUGCACUAA
Trichoderma aggressivum f. europaeum is the source of this 3483-nucleotide messenger RNA. RefSeq lists its product as uncharacterized. Bases 1 to 3483 code for a protein of 1160 amino acids. Gene Ontology annotation, molecular function: protein binding; nucleic acid binding. Gene Ontology annotation, biological process: proteasome-mediated ubiquitin-dependent protein catabolic process; DNA repair. NCBI's taxonomy places the organism in Eukaryota, Fungi, Ascomycota, Sordariomycetes, Hypocreales, Hypocreaceae. Gene Ontology annotation, cellular component: site of double-strand break; nucleus. The record is from RefSeq and is a predicted model, not a curated record. The transcript is spliced from 3 exons.